AUGAGUGCUGCUGCCUCUCCCACGCGUCGCGUGCUGGGCGAAAAAGACCUGAACGCGCUGCUCUCUCCGAAGAAAACGAAAGCCGCCGGGGAACUUGUCAGUCCUCGACCGUUGAAGCGUGUGGCCUCCUCGAGUAGUCCGCGAGCCGGUCAGAAGCGAAAGAUUGCAGAGGUGCACAAUCAGGAAGUGGGAGAUUCUCAGAAGACAAACACUUCGCAUACCUCGUCUCAAGGCCCCGAGAUAUUAAGCGAUGGCCCAUCGGUGCACCACGAAACCGUUCGCGCACCGACGGCUCAGGCAAAGUCCACUGUCUACACCUCAUUCCAUGCUUCACAAGAAGAGCCUGUUCAACUUGAGUCCGAAUUUGAAAUCCUUGACGAACCGAGUCAACAAACGUUGGACAAGAUGCACGCCGUGACCUUCACCCAGAGCAACUCACAGCUCGUGCCGCCUCUCCGACCAAAUAUCAACAAGGAACCGUCGCAAGUCAGUCUGGAUAUGUCGAGUCUGAUCGAUUUCGAGAACCUCUCCUCUCAAGGUGAUGACAUGCAAAUGCUCGCAGAGCUCCAGGUCGUCAAGGAUCAAAGACCGAAAACAGAGGAAGACACCAGGAAGGAGAUGCUGCUAGAGAAAGCAGAAACGCUCCGAACCCGACUCCAGCUCGCCCUGUACAAGAUCCAAACCAACCAGAUCUCGAUGCCCUUUUCACGAAUGACAGUCCCCAAGACAACCAAAUCGUCGUCUCCAGAAGUACCAGGACCGUCAUCAAGCUCUCCCAGAUCUUCCUCCACACUCCGACCGAGUUCUUCUGUCCAGUGGCCAACCACCACCACCCCCCUUCUUACUCCAGAAUCCACGGUCGCGAUAGCACGCGCGAGGGCGACCAUGGAUCCAAAACCAACAAUCAAGCCUCUUUCAAGCUUUCCUAUCCCAACGAUAGAACCCACUGCCUUUUCGGCAAGAUGGAACACCGGCAACCAGCAGGACAGGCAAGACAGUCAAGACGCCCGUGUCCCUCAUAUCAUCCCCAGCAGUCCACCAAUGUCGGAACAGGCCGAGGACGGAGACGAUCUCGAAAUUGUUGAUGGUGGCUUGAAUAUCCGUACGGGGAACCGUACGGAGAACCAGGACCGGGUCCACAUUGAAGUUGAACCGAGGACGCCUGUCCAUCUUUCAAGUCCCACUGGCAGUGUAGGUGGCAGUCAUCAGCGUAGAGGAAGCGAGAGCGAGAGUUUGCAGAAUAGCAACAGCAACAGCCAGCUUCGGCUUCGGGGUUUGACCAGCAGUGUGAUCAAGGGCGAGGCCGCCAAUAGUCUGCUGCAGCUCGUCAGGGGCGGUGGUGUCGCAACGUCUUCUGGUGUGGGAAUGUGCGGAUUGUGA
Molecule: messenger RNA, 1380 nt
Organism: Exophiala xenobiotica
Lineage: Eukaryota; Fungi; Ascomycota; Eurotiomycetes; Chaetothyriales; Herpotrichiellaceae
Exons: 3
Coding region: 1-1380 (459 amino acids)
Source: RefSeq, a predicted model, not a curated record